AAGCCUUAUCAAAGACGAGCCUGCUCUUGCACUGAAACGCCAUGGCUUCGAAGCUGCUUCAGCUGAGAAGGCUACGGAGGCUCCUCAAGCUUCCACCUUCUUCAUCUUCUCCGUCUCAUCCUUCUUAUUGCUCGAAUUACAUGUCGCUUUCUUGUAUUCCACAAGCUUCGCGAUGUUUCGACAUUUCUGUGAAUACGCAUAGACCUUGUUAUUCGGUCGCUUCUAGAAGCUUCUGCUCCCGACCUCUGAAUCUCGAUGGAGAAUCUCAAGGCCCUGCUGCCAUCGAUUAUCGUUCUUUGCUGCAGGAGGAUGAAUUUCACAAGCUAGCGGAUUCAACUAUACAUGAUCUUCAAGAGAAACUGGAGGAAUAUGGGGAUAAUGUACAAGCCGAUGGCUUUGACAUUGAUUAUGAGAAUGAGGUGUUAACUUUAAAACUCGGGAAUCUUGGAACCUAUGUGUUGAACAAACAAACACCUAAUAGACAACUUUGGCUAUCUUCCCCAGUGAGUGGUCCUUCCAGAUUUGACUGGGAUCGGAAUGCCCAAGCUUGGGUUUAUAGGCGGAACAAAGCAAAUUUGUUGAAAACUUUAGAGAGUGAGUUGGAGCAACUGUGUGGUGAACCCAUAAAGCUUUCUUAAACCGUCCAUGCUAUGAAAUAUAUCAAAGUUACUUCUUGGAAAUUUAAUAUUUCUGAACUUCUUCACAGUUUUAUAGGGAAUGAACACUCAUUCCAUCUACAGUAAGAAACUAGUUUUCCAAUUACCACUAAUGGGGAUGUAAUCUCUUUAUGGGUCGUUUUAGAAAUCCUUGUUCAGUUCACUCGUUAAUUGUUUUAUUAUUUCCUGGUGAAGAUGGGGUGACCUAUUGCUCUUAGUUGCUGUGUUAUUUUUAUUUUUAUUUUCAUUUGAUAUAUGUGACGACAAUAAUUGAUAAACAAAAUUUAUGCUUAUGUGGAAUGGAAGUUGCUCAUAAUUUCUUGUUUAA
Messenger RNA from Ziziphus jujuba (common jujube), 984 nucleotides. Its product is annotated as frataxin, mitochondrial. The coding region runs from base 42 to 638 and encodes 198 amino acids. The transcript is spliced from 5 exons. NCBI's taxonomy places the organism in Eukaryota, Viridiplantae, Streptophyta, Magnoliopsida, Rosales, Rhamnaceae. Gene Ontology annotation, cellular component: mitochondrion. The record is from RefSeq and is a predicted model, not a curated record. Gene Ontology annotation, biological process: iron incorporation into metallo-sulfur cluster; intracellular iron ion homeostasis. Gene Ontology annotation, molecular function: ferrous iron binding; ferric iron binding; 2 iron, 2 sulfur cluster binding.